Messenger RNA from Heterostelium album PN500, 360 nucleotides. RefSeq lists its product as uncharacterized. The transcript is spliced from 5 exons. Lineage: Eukaryota; Evosea; Eumycetozoa; Acytosteliales; Acytosteliaceae. The record is from RefSeq and is a predicted model, not a curated record. The coding region runs from base 1 to 360 and encodes 119 amino acids.
AUGAACAUACCUUUUAAAAUUCGUCAAGGCGGCUGGUCAAAUAGAGAGAUUAUUAUAUAUAAAUAUGUGAGUGAGUAUGGUGUCACAACGGAAGCAAGAGCAACAUCAUUAUCACUAUCGUCAUUAAGAGCAGAGCCAAUAGAAAGUAUGAGAAAUUUUGAAAUUUUGGAAGUUGUAAAUGGUUGGUCGAAAAAUGAAAUUAAAGAGAGUGGUUGUGAAGCAAGCGAUCUAAAAAAGCAAGAGAGGAUAGUAUAUAAAAAUAUUCAAAAAAAACGAGAUAAAAAUCGGAUCGUAAUGAUUGAGGUCCGGUACACAAUGAUCAUUGAGCAAACCACUGACACUCUUAAUAUGGAGGCAUAA